UUCCCCAUUCUCUACUUCUAUUUGGUCCUCUCGUCUCUGCUUCGGAGACGGUUUUUUUUUUCUUUCCUUUCCAUUUUCUGUUCUUCAAUUUUGCUGCAAAGAUCCAUGGCUGACCAACCAGGGGAGCCAGAUUCGGUCAUUGACAAGAUCUCCGGCAAGAUCAACGACCACAUUUCAUCCUCUUCCUCCGGCUCUGAUGAUGACCGGCCUUCCAAAGUCGAUGCUGUAAAAUCCCACGUUUAUAGGCUCUUCGGCAGAGAUAAGCCCGUCCACUCAGUCUUGGGCGGUGGAAAACCUGCUGAUGUUUUUCUUUGGAGGAACAAAAAGAACUCUGCAGGCGUCCUUGGGGGUGUCACUGCCUUGUGGUUUCUUUUUGAGCUGCUUGAGUACCAAUUAAUCACUCUUGUGUGCCAUAUAUUAAUUCUUUUACUGGCUAUAGUUUUCUUGUGGUCUUAUGCCAAUACGUUUAUCAACAAGACCCCACCUCAAAUCCCAGAUUUUAGAGUUCCUGAAGAUUGCCUGCUUGAGGUUGUCUCUUCACUGAGAAUUGAAAUCAACCAUGUAAUCUCCACUUUACGUGAUAUUGCUUUUGGAAGAGAUUUGAAGAAAUUUCUCAGUGCUUUUAUUGGCUUAUGGGUUCUAUCAAUAGUUGGCAACUGGUGCAAUUUUCUGACCUUGUUAUACAUAUCCUUUGUAUUGCUACACACUGUGCCAGUUCUUUAUGAGAAGUAUGAAGACCAGGUUGACCCAAUUGCCGAGAAGGCUUUGAUAGAGCUCAAGAAGCAGUAUGCUGUCUUUGAUGCCAAGGUUCUGAGCAAAAUCCCAAUGUGGCCACUUCAAGGGAAGAAGAAGAAUUAGAUUAUGUGGCAUUUUUGUCUGGUUAGGCUUAACUUCAUCUCUCUCUUAGCAGUCUUGUUUUCUUUUUCUGGCAAGGCAGCUCUGUUACUUUUCCCUUGUUUCUCAAGUAGAAGUUAGAAGCCUUUCUGCUGCUGCUGCAUGCUUACUCUGCACUCAGUAAGUUUUGGGUAGAUUGAUAAAUUCUGCACCAAUGUACCUUGCUUUUCCUUGUCAACCCCAAGCUUCUUUGCCUUCCCGAGUAAUUAAUUAUAUGGUUCUUUGUCUUUCGGCUGCUGCUUUUUUUUUUUUAAUAAUAGUAAUAAAUCUGUAUGUUUGGGUUUAUGUAGUUUGUUUGUCGUCGAGAAGUCUAAGCUUCUACUUUUAUUUAUGAUCUAUUUGCAUCGAAUUUUUAAUUGCUUUAAUAUUUAGCUGCCUUUAGACUAAGUAGAGAACUGGAAUGUAGGAAUCUGUAUUUGAGUAGUCUUGAUUUGAAUUGGUUUGUGCAUAUAAAAAUAUUUAGGUAUAUGAGGUAUGUUUGGAGUUUGAAUUUAUACAGGAGGUUUGAUUAUGAAAUUCAUAAUAAACAAACUAACAUUUGAAAUUUAGGUUCUAGUGGGGAGGUGCCCCCUACAAGGAAAAACUCUUCAUGAUUACAUUCCAUGUGUAGCAUUCAUUCUUAGAAACGCUUGGCUCUUGUUAGUUAACUAACCUGCACAUUUUUUUUUUGAAAUGUUGCUAAGAAAUCAACUCUUCGUGAAAAUCACGGUAAGAAAUUGACUUUAUUUUCAAAAAACUUAAAACCAUGGGAUUUAAAUGGUUGAUUGUACUUAAAAAAAAAAAAAAGAAGAAAUUAAUUGUCAAAAGUUAAUUUAUUUUUGCUUGAAAAAUUGUGUUCCUCCAAAAUGUUGGAGAAAAGAUAAUGAAGGACAUGUUUGGAAGUAAUUUUGAAAUCACUAAAUUAAUUUCUUUUUGCUUGAAAAAGUGUGUUCCUCCAAAAUGUUGGAGAAAGAUAAUGAAUGACAUGUUUGGAAGUAGUUUUGGAAUGACUAAAAUCAUUUUUGUCAUUUCAAAAUCACUCCAAAACAUGCUUUUAAUGUGAAAAUGACAUUUAAAAGUGUAAAAUUAAAUAUUAAAUUGAAUUUGAGUUAUGAAGCACAAAUACUUCAUGUGAGGUAGAGAAUCAAUAUUGGAUACAUAUCCUAAGAAUGAAUGCUGCACAUGAUAUGUGAUUUGGCUUUUUUUAAGGAUACGUGUCCCUUCCAAAACUAAGCAGUCUAUUUUAAAAGCACACUGCCCCAACCCAAAAUUAAAAGAAGAAAAAAAUAAAUGACCAAAACCUAAAAUCGUGUGAUCUUCAUUUUCACGUUGAGUCCCCACAAAGUCAAGUAAAAAAUAACCCACUUGAUUAUCUUCAACAAUUCAAGGAAGUUCUUUAUUUACCUCCGCACUUCCCCCUCUAAUCUUCUUCUUCUUUGAUUGAUUUGACUCCAAUGUGCCACCAACUUUUUCUAUUGUAUUUUAUUGAUCAUUGUAUUUCAAUAUCUCUGAUAUUGCUUUUGUAUUGUAUUUUAGUGUUUGUAUUGUAUUUUGUUAUUGUUAUUAACUUGACAUGUUAUAUUUUUAAGUGGAUUGUAUUUAGCUUCUUUAUAUUAAAUUUACAGAUAUGUGGAUUUUUUAAAUAAAAAAACAUAUUAUCGACAAAUUUGUAUCCUAGUUUUUUAGAAAUUGAUGUAUCGUCGUAUCCGUAUCUCCUAUCCGUAUUUGUUUUUGUGUUUCAUAGAUUUUGAGUGAUUAAAGAUGAGGUGUAGAUUUGAACAAAAGGUAUUAGUGGAGAAUAUAUGUAGUAAUGAGGUUGGUGCGUCUUGUGAUGCAUGAACAUGUAGAAUGGAAAAUUCCUGAAGCCUGAAAGGAGACAUGGGUGAAUAACUUUUGACUUGAAACACGUCACUAUAUCAAUUAAAAUUAAGUUGAUAAACAAAACAGGUUAUAUCAUAUGAACAUAAACUAUUAUUUGCCAAAAUAAGCUUAGCUCAAUGGUAAUUGGCACGACCUUCCUUCCUAGUAGUCAGAGGUUUGAUCCCCAUCCUGCAAAAAAAAGUAAUUAGUUAGUCGGACUUAACAUAGUAGGAUGAACCAAUGUCGUGUUGUGACACUCGAGUACUCGAGGCGCACAUAGGGGUACAUGAUGUAGUUAUCGUCUAUACUAAUAAUGUGCAUCUUCCUUUUCAAUGAUUCAAUCAUAGAAGCUCUAAAGUUAAGUAUGCGUGACAUAGAAUAAUAAGUGACUUCUUAAAUUUUUUUAUGGGAAGCCAAAACAUGCUCUAGGACUUUAUUUUCUUUGUUUUUGCACACCUUUUUGGAAUGAAAAUGUUUCUUGAUUUUUUUCAAGCACAAUAGAAGGAAAUAAGAAAGAAAACUUAAGGACAAAGUGAAUAAAAAAGAAGGGUGGAAUUUGCCUAUGGAAGUUGGCCUUCACAGAUUACCAAAUAAUCGAAUCUUUGCGCAUGGAUAGCUAACUCAUGAGUGAUAGAAUUACUCCUACGAUUAGCUCAAAGAAAGACAUGGAUAGAACCAUGAUGAUGAAGAUCUCGAAAAGAGUCAAACGAAAACCUGAACCUCUUUCGUGAAUCUAGCUUUCCCAAUCAAAAGAUUCUAUAGAAUUAGGGAAUUAGUUUCGGCCCAAAACGGGGGAAUACCAGCUUCAAGAGCUCUAGAUAAACCAUUAAACAUGGCAAAAACAGUUUAAAUCACAAAAAUCUUAAUUAGCAUUCUAGAUCAUCUACAUUUGAAUAACAGUUUUUAUAGCUCCAAGUAGAUUUUAGUGUUACAUGGGCAAUAAACUUCUUUCGGACAGAAGGUUUCUGCUGAAAUCUUAACUUCUGGUGUUUAGACGUGUCUUAUUUGGAAGAUAUUUAUGAUAGACAGUCAGUCCAUCAUCUACUAUAUGUUUUGUUGUCUAUCUUAGAAGGAAAUGACAGUUAUAAGGGAAAUUCCACUAGUUUGCAUAUCAUUUGUUUGUCCAUAAGAUUAUACUCUGUUGCUCUCUAUGCAAGUUUUGCAUCUACAAACAACAUUGAGGUUCCAUUUGAAAACUGUUUGGGUUUUAAACAAUAAGUUGGUAAACAUUAGUUCUACUUAUAGAUUUCUUUGUUUUGUUAUCUACUUUUUAUAAAUGUUUUUGAAAUCCAAGCAAGUUUAGAAAACUUACAAAAAAAAAAAAAAAAAAAAAAAAAAAAAAAAAAAAAAAAAAAAAAAAAAAAAAAAAAGAAAAAGAGUUUCUAAAAUCCAAAUGAUUAUAAAAAAAAAAUGGAACAAUUCAAAUUCUUUAAGGAUGUAGGAUUUAAUACGCUUUACUCAGCACAAUGUCUCAAAAGGAAAUUUUAUUUGGAUUCAAGAUUUGAACAUGGCUCUAUUCACAGAAGUGGCAUCCUCCAAUUCCUAGCUUUUUGACAUCAACAGAGUGAAUCUUUUUGAUGUAAAAACACUUCCAUCGCUGUCACAUGGAAUUCAAGGUUCGAUUAAUUUAUCGAAACCUGAAAAGUUCAUCUACAUCAUUGCUGCAGUAGUGCAAUGAACAUUCCUAGAUAUUGAGACAAAGAAAAGGCAUGUGAUAACUGAUAUAUGGUCAUUGUCCUAAAACUUUUGAGUAGGAUUUUUGGAAAAUCCUCAGACAUAAGUCAUGGAGUUUGGUUUUAGCACAGACCAUUUUGUUCUAACUUUCCUAAAAUUCAUUCCCUACAAGCCUUCUUAGAAAGUUCAUUUUGACAGUGAUCUAUUCGGGGCAUACGGUAAUCGUACAGUAACAAUGUAGAACUCAAUUAUUUGACAUCACAUGCCGGGAAAAACCCGAGCUUGGUUUGUGCCGAGUUUUGUGAACAGAAAGAUCUUGAAUUGGAUUGAAUCCUUGGGGCAAAGAAUUUGCAUUGAUACAUAAAGGUGUUCUGUUCAAUUCUAUGGCAAUAGGAUAGACUUGAACCUUUAGUUAUCAUUGUCUCAUAAAUCCUCCAUAGCUUAAGGACACUAUCAAGGGAACCCCACAACUUAACUGGCAAAUAUAUGCAUAUUUAUGACUUUGCUAGUCUGUCUUGUUAGCAACUAAAGUGACUGAAGGAUGACUCGCAA
Molecule: messenger RNA, 4959 nt
Organism: Benincasa hispida (wax gourd)
Lineage: Eukaryota; Viridiplantae; Streptophyta; Magnoliopsida; Cucurbitales; Cucurbitaceae
Product: reticulon-like protein B5
Biological process (GO): response to bacterium
Source: RefSeq, a predicted model, not a curated record